Closterium sp. Naga37s-1 is the source of this 1122-nucleotide messenger RNA. The record is from the annotation of a GenBank genome assembly. Lineage: Eukaryota; Viridiplantae; Streptophyta; Zygnematophyceae; Desmidiales; Closteriaceae.
AUGCGGAAACAUCAGUGGAGCAUCCGGCACCGGGAGGCGAAGGGACGGUUGGAGCAGCGUGAAGGCCCGCAGAAGAAGCAGGCAGCUAUCUCCAACUUUGGAGAUAAGAGUGCGGAAACGCGGCGGUUGAUAAAGCUGUUGUUGACUGUGCGUUUCCUAUGCAAAUCCGACACCCCCAUUGUCAUGUUCAUGACACUCGUGCAGUUUAUGGCGGAGAUGGGAACGCCAGACAUGCCGGCGAAGGACCAAGGGACUUAUUGUUCUACGGAGGCUCUGGCUGCUAAAGAUGCUGCUAAAGAGUUCCCCGAGUUUAACGUUGUCGACAAAGUCGUCCGGGCCUUCGCGGACAUUCUCGGCCGCAGCAUCGUGCAGCAUGCGCGAUUCAAGAAUCUGCAGGAAGUGAUUACAGAGACCAACCUGGAGAUGCAAGGGAUUAAAGACGUUCGCUGGCUUUCACGCGGGGACGCCAUCGAGCGCUUUGCUGACGUGCUGCCUGCUGCCGUUGUCCUGCUGCACGAGUACGACAAGGCAACGUACACUCUUGUUACCAGUCUGAAAUUUCAGUUCUUCCUUUUCUUUCUGGUUGACGUGCUUCAGGAGCUGAACAGCCUCAAUCUCAAGUUCCAGCGACGUCAGCUCGAUGCGACGCAGGUUCGGUCGAUGGUGCAACACACCACCCUGUGCUUGACAAGUCGCUACGUGGAGUACGGCUCCACCUUCGGCGACAACAGUGGUCGUCUAGCGACGAUUCUGAAGAACCACGGGAGCACCGAGAAUCGCGAGGUGAAGGUGGAAAGCAUUGACGGCGUCGGAACACCCGUAACUCACUCGUACGUGCUGCACGAGGACUUAAUCGGGAAGGAGAAGUUUGGGGGCGACCUGGCGUCGUGCAUGGAGGCGGCAUCCAAGUUCGCUAGGAGGACCGUGUUUUACAUCGACGAUCGCAUGAAGAGUCUAAAGUCGUUGGACGGGAGUCGUCUGUUUCGGCAGGGACGGUACCCUCGUUCGCGCGCUAAGAGAGCGCGCCGGUUUCCCGAAUGGCUUCAGUCGCUGCGCAACCUGUUCAAGAAGAAGCCCAGCCAUCCAGACACCCUCCCUGGUAAGCGCUUUGCUUUGGGGUGA